Acanthoscelides obtectus is the source of this 1985-nucleotide messenger RNA. Lineage: Eukaryota; Metazoa; Arthropoda; Insecta; Coleoptera; Chrysomelidae. The record is from the annotation of a GenBank genome assembly.
AUGCAGACUUUUGGCUUAGUGAACUUGUUCUAUCUACAGUCUAGAACGAGGAGAUCCGGCAAGAAAGAAGAGCCUGCUGUUGAAGAAAGCGAGCAGAAUAUCAACAAUAAAAGGGGCAGGAAUUCUAGCAUAGCUUCUCAAAGCUCUGUGAAGAAAAGGAGGACGAUAACGUACUCAGUUGAAGACGCUUCUGAGGUUGAGAAGAAAGUGUCGAGUCUUUCAACUCAACUGAAGAUUGGCCUGAAAUAUCUCAAGACCAAACAGACCAUGAGCAUAGGCUUUCUGAUCUGACAAUUGCUUCUUUUGCGAAUCAACCAUUCUCAACGGUCUGGUCUGAACGGCGAGUAAGGCAAAUGAAGUCUGUACGACUAUCCAGGCACAAUAAAACUAUCGCUGUGGACAAUCUCGAUGGUCCGGAACCAAUCGUCAAAUGUAGUUUCCUCUUGGAGAACGGACUUCGAGAAGAUCUGUUAGACAAAUCUCCCAAACCUUCGACUAGCAAUUUCGUCAAGUCCACUACCUCGGCCUCAAGUCACUUCAUAAGGAACAAAUCAUUACUGAUCGGCUCACCAGCCUCGGCAAAAUUAAAAAGAUUGCAACAAUCUCCCAAAACGGUCAAAGGAUCUCCAAAACUGAAUGUUUCUGAAAAUCUUUCCAAAUUUGUCGGAUUGAAACAGCUGAUGCGCAGGCGCACAAGUCCUUCUGAUAUAUUCGGAAUAAAAAAUUUUAUGUCGGCUCAAAACAAGUCACCGAAGAAUGACACAAUCCUGGAUUCUAUGGAUCAAACAAUAGUAACUGAUUCUUCUAGAUCGAGUAGAACUCUGAAAUUGACUGAAAAUGCCAACGCUAUAAAGUCUCCCAGACUGUCUACGAAUUUUACCAGGACUCCGCUAGAUGCUAUGAAGAGAUCGAUGUCUACGCCGAGAUCAAUGAAAAAACUUGAAUAUGAAAUUCUUGAUCUAAGCGCAGUAAAAACGCCUAGCAGUGAAUUACAAACACGUGCAUCCAAGACAUCUGUGACGGAAAACGCUCAAAAUUAUUCUACAAGAACUAAUAAGGUUUUAGCAAGCUCAAUUCCAAACGAAACUGUAGACGCCGAUAAGACCAAAAGAUUGUCUCGAGCAUCAAGCCGAUUUGAUUCGUCUGAAUAUGAAUUACUAGAUCUAUCGAAAACGGUUCGAGUAGAUCAAUCACGUAAGGGCUUGUUAAAUACUAGCGGAAAAAGAACACUAAAAAAUGUGUUCCUAAAUGGCAAUGGACCCAAGAACUCCAUUUUAUCACCUAGAGGAAUCAACUCUCUCCUAGUGAAGAAUGCAGUGGAGACUCUAAAGACGUAUGCAAGCCUCCCAGACUUGAACGCAGCUGCCACAAGAUCUACAGCUAAUACUUCCAAAAGGUCACUGUCAACAUCUAAACAUCGGAACUCCGCUGAAACAUUCGAUGUAGAAAAAGAUAAAUCAGUCAUUGAUCAGUACGACGAUGACCUUCAAGAAGUCAGCAAAACCAGAAAAUCUUCGUCAACUUCUCAAGAAUUGGAUUCGCCUGAUAUUGAGAUUAAAAGGAGAAGUUGGUCAUUGAGAAGCUCAAAAUCGAAUACUCGAGCAGGCGGUGACGAUUUAGAAAUCAAUAGGUCCACGAGACGGUCAAGCGCAUAUCAGUAUCCAGCUGAUUAUAUUAGUAUUGAUCUGUCAGGAGUCAGUGGGUCUCUCAUAAGUCUCAAAACAUCAAGUAGUGAUCAGAGCCCUGAUGUAAUUAAAAUCUGUGAUCUAGUCGACAACUUAUUGGAAGCACCGAGUGAUUUCCGAUAUGAUGAAGGCACUGUUGAAGCAGAUGUAACAGAAUCAUUGUCUAGAAAACAAAGUGCUUCCAGAAAAUCUCUGAAAAAUAGUGAUUCCUUCCCACGUAAUGCAAGAAGAUCAAGUGUGGUAGCAGAUUAUGAGAUUCCCAAUCAUACUAGAACAAGUUCACUAAGCCAAAAGUCUGCA